CGCCGGCCGCCCCUCCUUGACCACAGCCCCCGCUAGAAUCACCCCGCAUAAUUCACCGCAAGGUUUUGUUUGUCUAUUGGAAUUAUUCGUGGACGGCCACAUCCCAGGGUGCACAAUUGCAAUAAAAUCCAGACUAAAUAACAUGUAUCCUCAGACCCCGAUUAGAUCUUUACCCCCAAGAUUUGAAGUUAAUUUAACUCCGGACUAUCAUUGUAUCACAGGAAGGGGAACAGGGAGAAAGGUGGGAUCAUUUCCUCUUGACUCUUGUAACACCACUAGAGAGAUAAAAUUGUUGUCCAAUAUGACCCGUGCCCGUAGUGAUAUAUGGUGGUUCUGUGGAGGUCUGAUCCUCAGGGGAGUUCUCCCCUUUGAAUUCUCAGGAACAUGCGCAAUCAUACAGUUAAUAAUGCCCAUCUACAUUUUACCCGAUAGCAAGACGGUGAUGGAUCUCACAUUAUCCAGCAACGGUGGUCUCCCGGACUUGACCCGUCGGAAACGAGAGUAUGCACCAGUCCCGGGUAGUUUUGAUAAAAACAUAUACAUAGACGCAAUAGGAGUACCCCGAGGGGUCCCCAACGAACAUAAAGCCCGGAAUCAGGUAGCGGCAGGAUUUGAAUCAGUUCUAUUUUGGUGGUCUACUAUUAAUAAAAAUGUUGACUGGAUAAAUUACAUAUACUAUAAUCAACAACGGUUUGUUAAUUUUACAGAAGAGGCAGUCAAAGGACUGUCCGAACAAUUGGAUGCCACCUCCCGGAUGACCUAUCAGAAUAGGCUAGCUUUAGAUAUGUUAUUAGCAGAACGAGGAGGGGUGUGCGGGAUGAUAGGGACAACAUGUUGUACAUUUAUCCCCAAUAACACAGCACCAGAUGGGUCCGUGGCCAGGGCAUUGGCUGGACUGCAAUCCCUCAAGUUGGAGUUGGCCGAGAACUCCGGUAUUGGUGACCCAAUAGCUGGAUGGAUGGAGAACCUGUUUGGUAGGUGGAGAGGUAUGAUCCAGUCAGUACUCAUCGCGGGAAUAAUGGCAGUAGCCGUGUUAAUUGUUGUCGGCUGCUGUUGUAUUCCCUGCGCACGAGGGCUACUGAAUCGGCUGAUCACCACAGCAUUGGGCGCCACAAAAGUGCCAGGUGACAUUCAUGCUUACGUAGGAAUCAGAUAUAAUCCGUUGAACUUGAAUGAGAUACCACCUGAGGAACCUGAACCUAUCCAAUUACAAUAUAUAGAAUAAAAUGCCACCAUUUGUAGCACCUGUGUCUAAGAUAAUCAAUAUCCUGGAUUUACUUGAAUAAUUAAUUAUUGAACCACCAAGACGAGUUGUGCUUGUUAUUAUAUAGUAUUGUUUGGUUGUGAGUACAACUCGUUAUUUCUGAAUCGCUGCAUUAAUAAUGGUACAGUUGAUCUUCUUUGAGGCGAUUGUUUUACAGGCCACCUGUUACUGACACGACGACGACGGAGAACCUGUUUGAAGGCUCCCAUGAUGUAGGAGUAACCUCUCUGAGUUGAGCCCUUGACAAGGAGGGACGAGUCUUGGGUUCAUGAAUUACAGGCCAGACGGCGACAGAAAAAACAAUGACUGCAAUAAUAACAAGCCCAAAACCACCCACAUGAACCGGCGCACCAAAACACGAAGAUCACCUGAACCCCCCAAAUCUAUGCCCAAACCACCCACAUGAACCGGCGCACCAAUACACGAAGAUCACCUAAACCCCCCAAAUCCAUGAUAGCUUGUCAAUUAUUUUGACAUUUUAAAAUUGUAUUAUGUCUACCAAUUUUUACUUUACUUUUACACAUGAUGAAAAUUGUAUGGCCUUGUAGCACAUAACCAAAAGUAUUAGCUCAGGAUUUCUAUGAAUAGUUUUGUUUGUGUGAUAUUUGGCCAUGUGAUUGUAUGAUAACAAGAUUUAUGUUCAUUGUUGUAUUGUUAAAUAAUGACCUGUAUUCCCAAUGAGACCCACAAGGUGGAUGCCAUUUCAGUAUUAUGAGCCCGUUGUGGUUUUUCCCUCUAUUCAAGAGUUUUCCACAACGGUAGAUGGUGUUGAUCCUAAUUUGACUAUGUUUUCGGUGUGGUAAAUGGUUUUUAUGGUUUAAAAUAUUAUUGUAUGGUCAUCUGAGAUGACCAAGGAGGGACUGUUACGUAUUUUAAGAAUCUAAGCUACCCACACAUAGACCCAAUGAAGACCAAACAUAUUAGCCGUAAAUACCAUACAUAGCCACAAGGGGAGCCUUACUGAAGGCUGCAAUAGAUACUUUAUCCACAGAGGGCAGCACCACAGACCAAGCGAGGAAAACCGAGGAUUACGUCCCACCGGUUUUCUGCAAGUCUUCCGGUCCUCCGAGUCGAUAAGAAAGCCUCCCCAUCGUGGAGACAGAUGGAACAUGGAGGAGCCUACACAUCAGUGCACCGUGUGCGACAAGACAUUCAGUGAAAAGUCCAACCUGGUGAGUCAUCUGAAGAUCCAUGCCAUCGCCAGGGAGACCUUUACCUGUGAUGUCUGCGGAAAGAGCUUGGCCACUAAACCAUCGCUGGUCAGCCAUCAACAGCUACACCUGUACCCCAACAUCAUUUUGUACCGGCAAGGAGAGGCCAUGCUGUAAUGUACAGAGGCAGCAAGGUCUGUGGCAGAGGCCCGCAGCAGCACUGUUGUUGACCCUAAAUGGCUGGAUCUCAAGACAGCAGAGGCGGCUGCCAAGAGGUCGGGGGCUGAGCUGUGGAAAGGUCAGCUGGUCAUCACGUUCAGGUAGUACGCCGGUCAGACCUUCAGGUGGCUUGUGGAGAAUGAUGUCGGCUGGCUGGUGUGGCUGCUGAAGUGGCAGAAGGAGCGACUGCUCCUUCGGCCACAAGGUGACUCCUCACCUGAAAGUGCUGUCGGACGCACCGUUCCCGGAGGCUCCUGCGCUGCCAACAUCCCUCCCUCCGCCAGACCGGCCUCAGGUCCAGUACCGGCUCAUCCAUCACGAGGCUGGAAAGAGACGUGGUGAGAAGCGGAGGUAAGUUGUCAUAAGCACUUUGUUUCACCUGUUGGCUGUGGAAAGCAAAUAGCACACACGUCAUAUCAAUACUGAUCACAUGUGUAUUUUAUGU
This is a messenger RNA of Gadus chalcogrammus (walleye pollock), 3079 nucleotides long. Its product is annotated as syncytin-A-like. The record is from RefSeq and is a predicted model, not a curated record. The coding region runs from base 143 to 1225 and encodes 360 amino acids. NCBI's taxonomy places the organism in Eukaryota, Metazoa, Chordata, Actinopteri, Gadiformes, Gadidae. The transcript is spliced from 2 exons.